AUGGAUAAAUUAGCUUCGGAUCUUCAUAAUCGCCAUGGUGUACCAAGCAAAUCAUCUAUUUUGAAGAAAUUCAGUGAACAACUGGAAAUAAUGUUUACCCAACAAUUUUCUACUUCUUUGUCCUAUCAUGAUAUUCAUCGAACUCGAAGAGAUUUAAGAACAGUUUUGUCAAUUCAGAGAAAAUUAAAAAAAUUAUCUGUCGUUAUUCAACGAUCAGAUAAAAGUGGUGUCCUGCAUAUUAGUUACAAAAGUGAUUAUGAUCGAAAAGUAUUGGAAUAUCAAAAGAAAACGAAAGCCUAUAUAGAAUUACCGUCAAAUCCAUUAAUGGAUACAUUUAAUAAAGUCAUACGUUUAUUGAAUAAUCUAACGGCGAAGAAACAGAUUAAAGUAUGGCAAUACAAAAAAAUGAUGCCAGAUCAAAAGAAAGUAAAAUUAGCUUAUCUUUACUUCAUACCAAAACCACACAAAAAAGGCACACCAUUACGACCUAUUGUUUCAUCUAUUCAUGCACCAACGACUGGUAUAUCCAGAAUGUUAGAUCGAUUGAUUCGACCUCUAUUUGAUGAACAUGUUCAACAAACAACAUUUGUUGAUGGUGUUCAAUUUAUUCGUCGUCUGGAAUUUUACGUUCAGUUAGGUCUAUUGAAAUCGACUACACAAUUAUGUACAUGUGAUGUCACUGAUCUCUAUACCAUGUUGCCACAAGAAGAAUCGAUUACUAUCUUGAAACAGUUUCUUCAGCAUUUCCAAUACACACAUGUGCAAGGCAUGACUAUGGAGGCAAUCGAAAAUUUAGCACGGAUUGUUCUGACAGAGAAUGUUUUUAUCUAUGAAGGAAAAUAUUAUCGUCAAAUCAAAGGUGGUGCUAUGGGAUCACCUUUUACUUUAACCAUAGCCAACAUAUUCAUGUGGCAUUGGGAACAGAAAUUAAUGGAACAGCAACGAAAUUCCAAUGAAUUAUAUGGACGGUAG
Messenger RNA from Rotaria sp. Silwood2, 972 nucleotides. Lineage: Eukaryota; Metazoa; Rotifera; Eurotatoria; Philodinida; Philodinidae. The record is from the annotation of a GenBank genome assembly.